Pygocentrus nattereri (red-bellied piranha) is the source of this 1473-nucleotide messenger RNA. RefSeq names its product hydroxycarboxylic acid receptor 3-like. Bases 197 to 1174 code for a protein of 325 amino acids. The record is from RefSeq and is a predicted model, not a curated record. Gene Ontology annotation, biological process: G protein-coupled receptor signaling pathway. The transcript has 2 exons. Lineage: Eukaryota; Metazoa; Chordata; Actinopteri; Characiformes; Serrasalmidae. Gene Ontology annotation, molecular function: G protein-coupled receptor activity. Gene Ontology annotation, cellular component: membrane.
GAGAUCUUGACUGUACUAUGUAUGAGGAAACUACUGUCAGACUACACAAAUUCUGGACAAUGCAGAUAAACAACAAGCAUUCAACUCUGAUCAAUUGAAACUGUACUGUAAAAGAAGAAGCCAGAUUCAAGUUUAUGUUUACAACCAAAUGUCUUUCUGAAGGCCUCAACAUCAACUUUUGAAACAUCGCAUUAAAAUGCAAACCAAUAGCACUCAUCAUUGUGGCCAAUCUAUUCAGCACCUGGUAGCCUCUGUCCUUCCUCCUGUGCUCAUCAUUGAGCUCCUGCUGGGUCUGCCAGGGAAUCUGAUGGCAGUGUGGGUUUUCAUGCGCCACCUUCAGUACUGGAAGCUGCACAUUGUGUUUCUCUUAAAUCUGGUCCUGGCUGAUUUCUUGCUUCUGGUAAGCUUACCUUUCCGAAUUGACUACCUUCAGAAAGGGGAAGAUUGGGUGUUUGGUGAUGCUUGGUGCCGGAUUAACCUGUUCAUGCUUUCAGUCAACCGGUCAGCAAGUAUUGGCUUCAUGACUGCUGUGGUUGUGGAUCGAUUCUUUAAAGUAGUCCAUCCACACUGUAAAAUGAACUUCAUCAGUUCACAGCAGGCUGCAGGGAUAGCUUGCUUCAUCUGGGCUGUGGUGAUCUCACUGCGGAUCCCUCUUCUGCUGGCUGGCGAUCUCCUAUGGAAGGCGAACAACAUCUCUCUCUGUCGGAGCUUCAACAGCUAUGAGAACCCAUCAUUAGGGAUCUGGAUCCACUACAUAGUGUAUAUUGGUGAGUUCUUCUUCCCACUAGUGCUGUUAAUUUUUUGCUCCAUUCGAAUCGCCUGCACUCUACGCUGUAGCCAGAUAGACAAGAAGAAAGUGAGACGGGCUACUCACACUGUCUUGGUAAUUGUUGGGGUUUUCAUCAUUUGCUUCUUCCCUGGCAUUGCCACAGGACUAACUGGACUACAUCUAAAAAAAAUGGGAAGCGAAUACUGUCAUGCUUACAAACUAUUAGGUGAACUGUUCAGCCUGUCCAUUGGUUUCACGUACCUGAACAGUGCCCUGGACCCUCUCAUCUACUGCUUCUCUAGCUCCAUGUUUAGGAAUGAAGUAAAGAGAGUCAUCAAUUGGUUUGGACUGGUAGAGCUACAGCUCAGUCACCAUGGCACAACAGUGAACACACGUGAUGGCUGAGGAGGUGAAUGCUCCAGAAAGAAAACUAUAGUGCUAUCAGAAUUUAUAUUUCACAUGCUUUAUUUUUCCAUUUUAAUGUAUUUAAAAUGCUUUGGCCUGAUUCAUAAAACUCAUAAGAGUAGAUACUGCGCUAUGCCACAUGCAAUGUGUGGUACAGUAAUCAAGAGCUAUUCAUGAAGUCAUAGUGGUGGUGAUUAGCACACUGGUGUCUUUUUAAUGCUGUGUUUUUUUUUUCAUUACAUUUUAAAAUAGAAUCAUUUUUUUAAAUAAAAGAAAAUCAAAAAACUGUUUGUUGAACU